Messenger RNA from Symbiodinium necroappetens, 7510 nucleotides. The record is from the annotation of a GenBank genome assembly. Lineage: Eukaryota; Dinophyceae; Suessiales; Symbiodiniaceae.
GCAAUGCGACUUAUCUUUUUCUAGGCAUCGGCUCCACGCAGAUGCUGAAAGCAGGCACUCCGAUUUGUAUUUUGCUGGUUCUAGUGGCGCUGAGGUUGGAAAGCCCGUCACUGGGCUCCUGCUUUUGCGCCUCUUGCCUCUUUUCCUGGCCACCAGAUUCACCCAUAUGUGUGACACCCGUUGGCCCAAUCCGACACGAGUCGGGACCUUCAUUACCGCAGCAAUAUCGCCCGAGUGGAAUGUUGGAGGACUCAGCUGUUCAGUGGCUGCCAUGAUCACGGAAGCUUUGCGAAUUGGGCUGACGCAAUUCCUUCUACGGGCUUGCAAAUUCAGCGUCACUGAAGGACAAUACGUGUUGGCACCCACCGUUUCAGCAGCCCUUCUCUCAGCAUCCCUCGCGAUGGAGUCGCAGAAGCUUCUGGAGGUGGACGUCUUGGACAAACUCUUCAAGUAUCUGCACCUGUUUUUGUUCGCUGCUGGACUUGGCACCGUGGUGAACUACUCGAAUAAAGUUCGAUACUUCAACGUCCUCUUGUGCAUAGCCAUGGCAGCUGUUUCGAGAAGGAUACGCUUCAGGCUGCCAAGACCAGGGCCGUCCACCGCGUGCAUCGGGGGCAGGAGGUUCAACUCCUGGGAAGGCCCACGCAUCCAGGUGGAGCGCGUGGAUCCAGUGUCCUCGGCCGAGGCUCUUCGCCGGCGUAGAUACGGACCCUCGAGCUGGGACGGGCAGGUUCCUUGGGAACGAGGUUCGAUGAUCGUCCCGGAAGUGCUCGGAGAUGAUGAUGUUGAAGCGUUCAUCAAAGGAGAACUCGACCACUUUGUGCCAAUGCAGCCACGCCCUGUGAGCAUGCAGGAGGUGCUGGAGAUGCUGGAACCGCAGCGCAUCGCCAAGUUUUUGCACGUGGAGGUGCCUAUUCGGAUUGCGGAGCGAAUCAGGUGGAUUCAAGACAUACCGAAUUGGGAGGACAUCAAGGAGCUUAGAGAGAUCCACACUUCACACAUGAAGGUGUUCAGGGACCUCCGCUUGGUGCAGCGCCGGCCGACACUGGAUGCUUUCACAGCAGUGGUUCAGCAUGCGCUACAUGCACAGCAGCCUAUUCGACACAAGGUAGCCAUUGCCAUGCAUCGCUUGCAUACAGAGCGUGGGGAAGAGUUCGGCAGUGGCUUUACCGAUCCUUGGGCGGACGAUUUUCUUUUGAACUGUAUUGGCACCGAGAUGCUCAUGUCACAGUACUUGGCUUGCGUGACCAUGGAAGAUUCUGGAGUGCUCCAGAGGGGGCAUGCCAUGGCUGGAAUCAUUGACCCGGAUUGUGACGUGGCACAGAUCUGUCGAGACACUGCUAUGAGGGUACAGCAGAUCACUGAGGACAACACUGGUCGUUGUCCCCUCAUCCAGGUAGAAGUGUUCCAGGAGCGUGCUAUUCCUAGGUUUUCAUACAUCCCCGGCUUCCUGCGCUUCAUCAUGACGGAGGUACUGAAAAACAGUUGCCGUGCAACGGCCGAAGUUGCCAAGUCCGAUCGUGAUGUGCAGAAGCGGCCGAUUAAUGUGAUCGUUUGUGCAGACGACCAUGAAGUUGCAAUUCGAGUUAGUGACCGUGCACGAGGAAUUCCUUUUGGUGUGGGACAAAAGGUCUGGUCCUACCUUUACACAACUGCUGGCAAAGGUCCCAGCUAUGGUGAGGGUGCGACAUCGCUAGCAGGAUAUGGCAUAGGUCUUCCACUCUCUCGUCUCUAUGCCCGAUAUCUGGGUGGUUCACUGAACCUGGUUUCCCUGCCCGGAUAUGGCACCAGUGUUGAUUUGUUCCUCAGGCGAGUAAAUGCAAAUCAGGUCGAAAUUGUGCCUGAUAACGCGGGCGUCUCGGUGCUGCUCGCGAUUGCACUUGGAUCGUGCUAUAUGGUCAUCAAAUCAUGUGGCGCGCUCAGUCUCAAGAUUGUGACAACAUUUCGCAAUGUUUCGCUGGUUGCGUAUGGUGCUAUGAUGCUUGGAGAGCCCAUCAAACCGAAGCAUGUGACGGGAUAUGCUUUGGCACUUGUCGGCUUCUUGGGCUACACCUACUUCGGAAAUGCGCGUGAGCAACCAAAGUCAGUGAAGGUAAAUGGCUACUUUGUGGCGACUUUGACGCUCUUCGCGCUUGUCUCACAGGUUGGGGCAGCUGGAAACACCACUGAUUGUCAAUGUGGAGAGGCUGAGCCCGUCGAACCUAUCCUUCCGCUGUAUGCGACACUGCCGAUGAUAGCGGUACUGGUCGCUUUGUCCGGCCUCUUCUCCGGCCUCACCUUGGGUCUUAUGGGACUGGACGUGAUCGGCCUUCAAAUCGUUCAGAAAGGUGAGAACAAGGAGAUGGCCAGGUGCGCGGCGAAAAUCGCGCCAAUUCGAGAGUCUGGAAACCAACUUCUGUGCACGCUCCUCUUGGGCAAUGUGGCUGUCAAUUCAGCUUUGUCCAUCUUGACAGCAGACAUUGCCAGUGGCCUCGUUGGUUUUUUUGUCUCCACUGCUUUGAUCGUCACGUUCGGCGAGAUUCUGCCCCAGGCGGCUUGCUCCAGGUACGCGCUCCAGGUCGGAGCAAGGACAGUUCCCAUUGUACGGUUUCUGAUGAUCCUUUUCUUCGUCAUCACCAAGCCGAUGAGUAUAGCCCUAGAUUGGCUGCUGGGCCAAGAGGUUGGCACUAUCCACAGCCGGACGGAGCUUAUGGAGAUGCUGAAGCUGCAGAUUUCCCUCGGUGCUGUGGAUGCUGAGGAGGGCAAGAUUGCACAACAGGUCGCUGAAGGUGCUCUCAGCUUUCGUGACAAACAGGUUGGCGACAUUAUGACACCUCUUGAGGACGCUUAUUUCCUCAACAGCGACACGAAGCUUGGAUACGACGCCAUUCGGGAGAUCUUUGAGACCGGAUUUAGUCGAAUUCCAAUCUACGGCAGAGACAAGCAUGAGUAUCGGGGCCUCCUUUACACGAAGGACUUGAUGCUCGCCGAUCCUGAAGAUGAGAUGAAGGUGGGUGACUUCAUUCAGAUCUUCGGGAGGAAGGUAGAGACCGUCUUCGAGGAGACGAAAUUGGUGGCAUGUUUGAAUGCCUUCAAGAAGGGUGGCACGCACAUGGCACUGGUGCGCAAGGAGGAAUCGACAGUGUCAGCCAGUUUCGCAGCGAGCAGUUUCGGCGGGACGGCGAGUUUUACAGGCGGCAUGAGCACGACAGGAGACAUUCUGGAGAGCAGGCUUGAAAGGCUCUUGGAUGCCAAACUUGCAGAACACCUUGGUCAAGACGAGGCUACGCGCACAAUUCUCGCUCACUUGGAGAGAAUUGCUGAUUCCGUUGAGGCCUUGGCCGACAUACGGAGGCCAUCGCAACACAGACCAACCUCACCAAAGGACCCAAGCUCACCCAAGGAGGUUCGAGCAAAGCCACGUCGACCCGUCUCCUCAAUACAGAGCCUGGUGGAGUUGGAGAGUGCUUUUCUGCAGGAGGUUUGCGAAAUCAGAUCUGAGCGCCGCAAAAGCCACGUAGCUCCUGCGGAAGCGUCUGUCAAGUUUCUGCCGAUAGCGCCAGAAAAGAACGACGAGUUGGCACUGCCAGAACCACCAGAAUCCCCGGUACCUGGACUUGUCACCUCGGAUGUUGACGAUGCAGAUGUACUGCCGAAAGCAGUUCUGCCGCAGUCUGCGCAGAAGCGCCCUCGAUAUCGACAGCAUGCUGGCUCAACCCUUGUUGUCAUGAACCAGGAGUCACAAGCUUGUAUCCUGGAUUCGCACACCGCCACACACCUCAGCUACCAGGAGCCAGACCCCGUCGAGCUGGACCUGGGUUCCAGGCUUCUCCUAGCAAUACCAGGUUGCCUCUUCUGGGCGGCCGGUAUACCCGUCUUUGUGCUGUCUGCAUUCCUCAUAUUCUUGAAGACCUUCAAAGAGGAGCUCAACACCUCACAGGCUUUGAGCUUCAGACUGGCGUCUAGCCUGUUAUAUGGUUUGGUGUCAACGUUUUGCGUCGCCCGAUUGCGGAGAGCCCUGCUAUCAGAAGACUUGAACCUGGCAGUGGAUCGGUUACACAUGUUCGUGGCCGACUUCAAGCUGCACUGGAGCGAGGUGAGUGGCCAGGAAUGGCGCAAGUAUGUUGUGGCCUGGCUUUGCCUAGUCCUGUGCGGUGUGGUUCACUACAGCUUGGAAAUCUGGAUGGGCCAAAAGAGGGCCACGCAACUUUAUGCUGAGGAGCCGGCCUGGAUCUGGUCGGUGUAUGCUGUGCAGAUCUUGCUCUUGAUUUGCUUUGCAGUGUCCAGUGCCGUCUUCAUGGUGAUCACUUACGUGCAGUCUCAUCUCCUCCUAGGGCUAGACAAAGUCUUGGACUGUUGGUGCGGAGAGCUAGUCGAUUGCCCAGACUUCAUCGAGGGUGUGAGCAGCUGGAAUGCAAUGCAAGCACUACUGAAGUGCGUUGGACGAGAGCUUGCCGGCAGCUUUGUGGCUUUGCAAGCCGUGGGGGCAGUUGGCUUCGCCUUCUUUCUUGGUGGAUCAGUAAGCUUUGCAUUUCGCACCGACGUCGAACCUGUGGCACUACUUGCUGAAAUCCUCGCGUCAGUGCCGUUGCCGGUUCUCUUCAUCCUGAACAUGCGUGUGUGUGCUCAUGGGGCUGCUUUGACAGAGAAAUGUCGUGCCAUACCAGCUUUCGUCAAUCAACUCCAAUCCGACUUGCCGAACGAUUUCGACCGUCAGUACUUGGUAAGGUACAUCACAGACAGCUCUGCCGGCUUCUUCAUCCACGACGUGAAGCUAACCCAGGAAAUCUUCCUGAAGCAGUUCAUUGUGUUGGGAUCCCUUGUCUCCGGCGCCGUCAGCGUGCUGUGCGAACUCUCCCGGGCUACCUUGGUCUUGGAAAACGCACCGGCUGCUGCGAUUGAACAACAGGUCUUCCAAGCAUCUCAGUCUGCUUUCGGCAAAGCAAAGCUGCUGCGCGGUCUAGCGGUCACAACCGUGGAUACGGACCCGUACUUUGAGAUCGUCGGUGCCAUACAGGAUCACUUGCUGGAUGCACAGCGGCCCAUGGAAAUACAAGUAGUGCUGCCCGCUGUGCUGGGCCACCCGUCAGUGCCGAAAGUAGUGACGAUCGGUGGCGAAGGAGCGACGGUGCCUAAUGCCUCGCAGUUGAAGUUGUACCUGAGCAAAGCUACCAAUGUGCCUGCGUGGCGGAUUGAUCUGUGGACAGACUGCGGCCGUCUGCUGUCACCUAGACACCUUGCAGAGGUCCAGCGCAGUACCACAAGGCUGCAAGCAACCAUUCGGAAGAAGCAGAAGCGCACGGUCUCGGCAGACGCGAAGCUGUUGAACCAGAUUUCAAGCAAAGACCUGCUGAUAUCGCAUGUGCAACAUCUGGCUGAAGAUCUAGGCGUGGCCGGUCGGCCAACGGGUCUUUUCGAGGAAAUCGCCUUGGUUGUUACCGACUGGGAUGCCAACAUGCCGGCUGAAAUCAUGGACAUCCUUGUGCAGUUUUUGGAAACCAGGCAGGAUGACCCUAGACAAGCCGCACUGGUACAUUUGGACCUACACGGCAAGCUGCCCCGACUUUUGGGGGCGUUGAUAAGGAACCGCAAAUUCUUCGAAUCAAGUGCAAGCUCGGUGGAGACGCUGGAGCUAAGUCUUGAGGACGUUGAUCCACACCACGUCUUCAUGCCCCUCUUUCCGAAUCUCUCUUCCUUGCGCAUGUACCGGCCCGAGUUUCCGAGUAACAGAGCCCAUGUGGAGCACCUGGGCAUGCGGCUUCUGAGUCUGAACUCCGAAACUCUGCGCGAUGUGGCUAUAGUCGGCUUGGAUGCAGAUGAUGCCGUUUUCCAGAAUGUGAUCACCUGCUUGCCACGAGACGCUUGUAGCAGCACCACCCUGUGGCUCGUGGCUGGCUUAGAUGGAAUCCGGAGUGCUUUGGGCGCUUUGGGAGAUGAGCUGGAGAAAGCGCGCCGAUCGGGGAGGACUGGGGCCUUUGUCUCGAACUUGGCAGAGCUGAAGAUCCAUGUCCAGGCACCGAGCACCAGCUUUGAUAACAUCCGAUGUACCACGAAGCUGGCCCUCAAUCGUGGACUUACCGAAGAGGAGCAAGCUGCGAGGCGGAAGGUGCAUACGACCAUUCGCUCGACUCUGCCGGCGGCUCCGAGAGAUGAUGAAAUCCUCAUGUGCUUGUUCGAUGUCACGGCUCUUUCCCUUGGCAUUGCAAGUUCGGAGGGCUUUCGCCUCCUGGAGCCCGGCGCGACACUUCCAGCGCGGGUGUUACAGGCCAACAUCUCCAAGCCGGAGGAGAACUUGCUUGUAGAAGCCCGCGCUUUGGGUGGAGACUUGGUCCUGGAACUCACACUGGCUGGGGAGAGCACUGCCGGCAUGCUCGUCGAUUCUAUCAGCUCCCGAUUGGGAUGGACCAGCGCCAGUUGCUUCCUCCACGAUCUCCAAGUUCAACCCCAUAUGAGCCUGGCAAACUAUCAAGUCCUGACCAUCAAAGAGCACCGAGACAUCAAGAUGACUAGACUGAUCGAGAGGAACAGCAUCUUUCCAACGAAAACAACGAGGAGAUUCGCAGCGCGUUCUAGCAAUGUUGCAAUUCAGCUGCUGGAAGGUGAGGCUUCCCUGGCCGCUCAAAACCAGGUGCUGGCAGAGCUUCAGCUCGAGGGCUUGACUGCGGCAGAUAGCGCGGUAGACAUCACCCUGGAUAUCGAUGCAAACGGCCUACUGCGUGUUAAAGCUGUUGGUCUUGGUUCUGGAAAGUCUGCCGAAUUGGUGGUCGAGCAAGAUGAUCGACAUCGGUGGAGUAACCCAGAGGUCGAGCACAUGAUCGCGCAAGGCGAGUUAAGUUGGCGGCAGACAGCUUCUACCACGGCCAAGAGCAAGCUGUUCAAUCAGUGCACACACGUGCUCACAGACCGGGGCGAGACCGAGCAUGUAGAACUGGCAAGCCAAACACUGCGGUGGCUGGAGGAGAACGACACGUGCGAAGACGUGCAGCUGGUGGAGGGCCAGCUUCUAGCCCUUGAUGCUCUGAACAACAGAAUCGCAGAUGCGGUGUUGACCUUGGAAGACAUCGUAGAAGAGAUCAUUCAGGAGGAAAUCGUGGACGAGACCGACGUCUAUGUCGAUGUUGACCGGCAGUUGAAGAUCCAGGGUCGAAACGAACGGAAGUUCGACCUAGGCGUGUUCAACCCGAUUUGGCGGUCCAAAGCAGACAAGCUGAGUUUGGAGGAGGUCAAUGCAAUCUCCGCACAUCUGACGCGAACAGCUUUCACAGAAGGCGGCCGCUGUCCACUCAAGUACGAGACCGUGACAUGGCUCGUUGGUGAGGCAGAGGUGAUGAACUUAAGGCGCAAUGCAGCCUCAGGGCAGGGCCCCACUGAGAGCGACAUGCUUUACAGUCGCGGGCACGAGACCGAUCGGUGCACCCUGAUAUUGCAAGGACGACUCGGAGCUUUUGUUGGCCACGAGUCCUUCAAGACAGAGAAUGGAGCGUCUCGCGCCUCAAAGUCAGUCCCAAAACCUAGCCCUGAGAGGUUUUGA